CUUAAACCGAGCUGGGUGCACUCAGAGUCUUCAGUUCAAGACGCGACUUCGAACGAAGCGGUUGUGACGUUCCGGGCGAAUUGCGAACCCUCAGAUACAAGAUACAAACUUGGACGCUUUUUAUAGGCGCGCUUCAUUCGAAAAGGACUGUGAAAUGAUGUGCUAAAGUGUUGAUGGCAUGUCUAUAUAGUAUCAAAGCAAAUAAUUUAUGCGAACCAAUUUGGUUGGUGGCAGUGUGCGUUUGCUCUUGACUUUGUUUUCAAGCCAAUGCAAUUGCAUUAGCAAUCUGAGCUUGAUGCACUCUGAGUGCUGCUGACAUUUGAUCUUUGCAAAGAUCACAUCGCAUUGAAUCACCAACUCGCAUCGGAUGUGUGAAGAGGUCCGCGACCAUAUGGAAUAUAUUUCAGCACACCACCUACGGCGACAAUUAGUUUGUACAAUUUAAGAUACUCCGUCAACUGAAGACGCGGGCGAAGUUUUAAGCUCUCCAUCGUGAGAUCCCUCCCCUCCCAAACAAUCCCCGGACCCACAGAGAGCAAUCGGCGAAAUGUUGGCACAAACGCAAAUUACCCCAACGCCUUGGCGACUUUUGACCCUGGCUUUGUUCUGCUCAGCUUUAUUUUUGGCCAGUGAGGCUCAAAAUGCCAUCCCAAAAACGAAUCCUGCCUCGCAGCUGAUGCAGAAGACAUCAUUCUCCUGCGCCGGACGUCCAGCGGGAUAUUAUGCGGAUGUGGAGACGGGCUGCCAGGUGUACCACAUGUGCGAUGGCCUGGGUCGCCAGUUCAGCUACACCUGUCCCAACACGACACUCUUCCAGCAGCGAAUGCUAAUCUGCGAUCACUGGUACAUGGUGAACUGCUCCAAGGCAGAGAGCAACUAUGCCGCCAAUCUCCUAAUUGGUCAGCGGGACAAGCCCUUCGUAAACGAUGAGGAAAACAGCUUGCGCACUCCUAGACCUGAUCUUCUCGAUCGUCCUUAUGCGCCCGACUAUUCCGGAGAGUCCUUCAGAAGCCAAUAUAAGUUCCCUUCCAACCAGAAUCAGAUACGCGAUGAAUCCGUCAAGGGAGCCGGUGCGGGUAAAUCGGAUCCUCAGAUAUCGCAGACGCGUUGGCGCAUUCCACCACCCAGCCGGACGAUCCUUCCACCGGCUUAUGAACCGCAAAUCGAACUGUCCAGUGCCCAAGCGGCCAAGCCUAGGAUACCCAUUGUCACUAGCACCACCACGACCACUAGAGCGACCACCACCAGCCGACCAACAACCACAACUCGUGCCCCCACCACAACAACCACCACUCGAAGACCUCCGGUAAGCGCCAGGCGAACGGAGGCCUUGCACAACAGGCGACCCAGUCUUCAGGAGCAUGAUAUGGACGACUUGGGCACCAGCCACAGCACACGGUACAACACCUCGGCAGACUUCAACUCGGCGGAGUCGCCACUCCGUGAAACAAAACAGUCCAGCACCAAGCUAACCAAGUUCAUCAAGCCGCCCUCAAAGAUCUACGAGCCGCCCUUCGUGUAUCCCAUCCACAAUCUAGAGGAGACCCAGGCCCAGAACGCGGAAGUCUCCACCACACUGCGCACAUCAACGGCGGCUCCUUUUAGUCCUGUUCCAAGUCGUAAGGAGGUCAGCACCACAACUCCACGCCCACUAAGUCGACCAACGACCUUGGCUGGCGUACCCUUCUCCUUUACCACACACCCAACUACGGUUACUACGGUUGGAGUACCGCCACGUAGCGAUAAUCGGACGCCAGCUCCGGCCCAGAGCUUCCGCCUGGCCACGCCCACCAGCACUGCAGCACCACCAUCGCGCCCGGCACAGAUGCCCUUCAACGAUUUGCUGCCGCCGUUCGUAGACUUUGUGCCCCACGAUAUAGCAACCACCCAGGGACCGCCUAUCUACUACGAAUGGAAGGUGCCCUCGAACGGUCUUGAGCCUCCCAAAUUGGACCCACCCAUUGGUGUGGAUGGACGUGAAUAUCCCGAGACCACCGGAGAUUACGGGGUCACCAGCAAGCAGAAUAUAUUCAACACUCGACUGAACGAUAUCGGAAGCCAGCAAAAAAAGCCAGUCCAGAUUACUUCGCCUCUCCAGCAGUCGAGCACCACCCACCGGUUGGCCAUCUCGAGAUCCAUUAAGCCCAAAGAGGAAGAGAAACUGCAGUCGGAGCCGGCACAGCGGCGAUCCGAUGUGGUGGCCAGCUCCACCGAUAUAAGCCAUUUGCGCAAGCAACUGCUCAUUCCGGAGUACGCCUUCCCGCUGGAAACCAUUGGGCGCACGGGCUAUGGUCCUGGCGCAGGAGAAGCGGUUGGGAGCUCCAGCUCCAGCAGCGGGGAUCUGUACAACUCGUUCCAGCUCAAGAUCCCCGAGCAGCGCACCAAGUGGUUCGGAGAGAACCCCAAGUGCCCGGAGUGCCAUCCUUCGUUCGUCCUGCCGGGCACCUGCGAGCCCUGCCUGCGCAGAUAGUCCUGCCCCCAUUUCCAUUCCCGUGUCCGUCCGUCCCAUCGUCCAUUAUCCGCAACCGCAUCCGCAUUCGCAUCUGCUACUAGCCCUAGUAUUAGCCUCCGCUGAGAAGUCCCGGAGUGAAGCAUCCACGCAUUUAAGUGUUAAUGUUAUUGUAUAUCCGCAGAUUAAUUAUUAAACUACACAAAUAUGUUUGUGAA
This is a messenger RNA of Drosophila erecta, 2667 nucleotides long. RefSeq names its product mucin-5AC (gene js). Gene Ontology annotation, cellular component: extracellular region. Gene Ontology annotation, molecular function: chitin binding. Bases 548 to 2470 code for a protein of 640 amino acids. The transcript is spliced from 5 exons. The record is from RefSeq and is a predicted model, not a curated record. Lineage: Eukaryota; Metazoa; Arthropoda; Insecta; Diptera; Drosophilidae.